AUGUUUCCGAGCCCCAGCACGUCCACUCCCUUCUCUGUCAAGGAUAUAUUAAACUUGGAGCACAGCCAUGAGCUCAUGUCUUCUCUGGAGCUUUCUUCUCGCAUGGAUUGUUGUAGCUCCGCCGUCACCUCCACCUUACCUUCUUCCUGCUGUAUGCUGGGCCGUCUCAAGCACGAGCCCGUGCGGGACAUGUCCACGGGGGUCCCGCUUUUCGACGAGGAUCUCCACCAGCAGGAGCCCAAAUUCACCGCAGCCAUUUACGGGAAAGCGCUCACGCAGAUGGACGUGGUGAAGGAGGAAGCGGCGGGCCUAUUAGAAGACAAAAAUGUAAAAGAAAUGCCAUACAUUCCUCCGGCCGAGCCCUCAGACGACACGAAGCCCGACGAUCCAAACCGACCGAAGGCCCGCAGACGCCGGAAGCCGCGGAUACUGUUCUCGCAGGCUCAGGUGUACGAGCUGGAGCGUCGUUUCAAGCAGCAGCGCUACUUGUCCGCCCCGGAACGGGACCACCUAGCCGGGGUCCUCAAACUCACCCCGACCCAGGUGAAGAUCUGGUUCCAGAACCGGAGGUACAAGUGUAAGCGGCAGAGGCAGGAUCAGAGCCUGGAGAUGGUGUCCCUGCCACCGCCCAGGAGGGUGUCGGUGCCGGUGUUGGUGCGGGACGGCAAGCCUUGCGUGGCGGCCGAGCCCAGCCCGUGCAACCCGCCCUACUGCGUGGCUCACGUUAACCACUUCGCUUACAACAACUACCCGCAGUUUAGCGGCUACGCCAACUCCACCUGCGGCACAAACUAUGCGUGCACUUACCCCACGACCAGCAUGCAAACAGGGGCGCCCAAUAACGGGAAUUACGUGAACUUUGGCGUGGGGGAUUUCAACAACGCGCAGCCAACCUUUCCCUCCUCUAAUGGAGGGACCGCACUACAUGGCAUUAGGACUUGGUAA
Nerophis lumbriciformis (worm pipefish) is the source of this 945-nucleotide messenger RNA. The record is from RefSeq and is a predicted model, not a curated record. NCBI's taxonomy places the organism in Eukaryota, Metazoa, Chordata, Actinopteri, Syngnathiformes, Syngnathidae.